This is a messenger RNA of Mesoplodon densirostris (Blainville's beaked whale), 3372 nucleotides long. RefSeq names its product tetratricopeptide repeat domain 7B (gene TTC7B). Gene Ontology annotation, cellular component: plasma membrane. Lineage: Eukaryota; Metazoa; Chordata; Mammalia; Artiodactyla; Ziphiidae. Gene Ontology annotation, biological process: phosphatidylinositol phosphate biosynthetic process; protein localization to plasma membrane. The record is from RefSeq and is a predicted model, not a curated record. The transcript has 21 exons. The coding region runs from base 46 to 2628 and encodes 860 amino acids. Gene Ontology annotation, molecular function: protein binding.
CCUGCGGGGCCUGCGGGGGGGCUGGCCGGGCCCGGCCAGGCCGCGAUGGCGACCAGGAAGGCGGGCUCGCGGCUGGAGACGGAGAUCGAGCGCUGCCGCUCCGAGUGCCAGUGGGAGCGGAUCCCCGAGCUCGUCAAGCAGCUGUCGGCCAAGCUCAUCGCCAACGAUGACAUGGCAGAGCUCCUCCUUGGGGAAUCAAAGCUGGAGCAGUACCUGAAGGAACACCCUCUGCGGCAGGGGGCCAGUCCCCGAGGCCCCAGGCCCCAGAUGACUGAGGUCCGCAAGCAUCUGACCGCUGCCCUGGACCGAGGGAACCUCAAGUCAGAAUUCCUACAAGAGUCCAAUCUGAUCAUGGCCAAGUUGGAUUAUGUUGAAGGAGACUAUGAAGCCGCUCUCAGCAUUUAUGCCCGGGUGGGCCUGGAAGACUGGCCGCUGACGGGCGUCCCCCCUUACAGGUUGCGGAUGGCCGCGGACGCCUACGCCACCAAAGGACUUUGUUUAGAGAAGUUGCCUAUUUCUUCUUCUACCAGUAAUCUCCUUGUGGAUCGGGAACAGGAUGUCAUCACCUGUUAUGAGAAGGCAGGGGACAUUGCACUCCUGUACCUCCAAGAGAUAGAAAGGGUAAUACUUUCUAAUAUUCAGAACAGAAGUCCUAAGCCUGGCUCCGCUCCCCACGAUCAAGAACUAGGUUUUUUCCUAGAAACAGGACUACAGAGAGCCCAUGUCCUCUAUUUCAAAAAUGGGAACUUGACGAGAGGAGUCGGGAGAUUUAGAGAGAUCCUCAGAGCCGUGGAAACGAGAACAACCCAGAACCUGCGGAUGACAAUAGCCAGGCAGCUGGCGGAGAUCUUGUUGCGGGGUAUGUGUGAGCAGAGCUACUGGAACCCUCUGGAGGAUCCGCCAUGCCAGUCACCUCUGGACGAUCCUCUCCGGAAAGGAGCAAACACAAAAACCUACACCCUCACGCGGAAAGCCCGUGUCUACUCAGGAGAGAACAUUUUUUGUCCUCAAGAAAAUACUGAAGAAGCCCUGUUGUUAUUGCUGAUUAGUGAAUCAAUGGCCAACCGGGACGCUGUGCUGAGCAGGAUACCUGAGCACAAGAGCGACCGCCUCAUCAGUUUACAGAGUGCAUCUGUGGUCUAUGAUUUACUGACCAUCGCCCUUGGAAGAAGAGGCCAGUAUGAGAUGCUGUCAGAGUGCUUAGAAAGAGCCAUGAAGUUUGCCUUUGAGGAGUUCCACCUCUGGUACCAGUUUGCUCUGUCACUCAUGGCUGCUGGAAAAUCUGCUCGCGCAGUGAAGGUGCUGAAAGAGUGCAUCCGCCUGAAGCCAGACGACGCCACCAUCCCGCUUCUGGCCGCAAAGCUGUGCAUGGGCUCCCUUCACUGGUUGGAAGAGGCUGAGAAGUUUGCCAAAACCGUCGUUGAUGCGGGAGAGAAAACGUCAGAGUUCAAGGCCAAAGGCUACUUGGCCCUGGGGCUUACGUACAGUCUGCAGGCCACUGACGCUUCUUUGCGAGGGAUGCAGGAGGUCCUACAGAGAAAGGCGCUUCUUGCAUUUCAGAGGGCCCACAGCCUGUCACCUACAGAUCACCAAGCCGCUUUCUACCUGGCUCUGCAGCUUGCCAUCUCCAGACAGAUACCAGAGGCUCUGGGGUAUGUCCGCCAAGCUCUUCAACUUCAAGGCGAUGAUGCCAACUCCCUGCACCUCCUUGCCCUCCUGUUGUCAGCACAAAAGCAUUACCAUGAUGCUCUGAAUAUCAUUGACAUGGCCCUGAGUGAAUAUCCAGAAAAUUUUAUACUACUGUUUUCCAAAGUGAAGUUGGAGUCGCUGUGCCGGGGCCCAGAUGAGGCGCUGCUCACUUGUAAGCACAUGCUACAGAUUUGGAAAUCCUGCUACAAUCUUACCAAUCCCAGUGAUUCUGGACGUGGGAGCAGCCUCUUAGAUAGAACCAUUGCUGACAGACGACAGCUUAAUACAAUUACUUUGCCAGACUUCAGCGAUCCCGAGACAGGCAACUCUCCAGAAGUACACUUUCAUGGUUUUCCCUCCCUUAUUUCAGUUAGCUCUGUUCACGCCACGUCGAUAGCAGCCUCCAGAGUGGAGCAGGCACUGUCGGAAGUGGCGUCGUCUCUGCAGAGCAGCGCCCCCAAGCAGGGCCCGCUACACCCCUGGAUGACGCUGGCGCAGAUCUGGCUCCACGCAGCUGAAGUCUACAUCGGCAUUGGGAAGCCGGCAGAAGCCACAGCCUGUACCCAAGAAGCUGCCAACCUCUUCCCGAUGUCCCACAACGUCCUGUACAUGCGAGGCCAGGUUGCCGAGCUCCGAGGGAACAUCGAGGAGGCCCGGCGGUGGUACGAAGAGGCCUUAUCCAUAAGCCCCACCCAUGUGAAGAGCAUGCAGCGGCUGGCCCUGAUCCUCCAUCAGCUGGGCCGCUACAGUCUGGCCGAGAAGAUCCUCCGGGAUGCGGUGCAGGUGAACUCCACGGCCCAUGAGGUCUGGAACGGACUGGGCGAGGUCCUGCAAGCUCAGGGCAACGACGCGGCGGCCACUGAGUGCUUCCUGACGGCCUUGGAGCUGGAGGCUAGCAGCCCCGCGGUGCCCUUCACCAUCAUCCCCCGCGUGCUCUGAGCAGCGCCCCAGCCUCACCGCCGCCCAGGCCAAGGGGGCCCCGCCUGGGCGCUGAGGGUCGAGUGUGCGCACGAAGGCCCUGGAUGAAUGUGCUAUUGACCACAGUGGACUAACCAAACCAACCCCCGAUCAUUGCUCUCUACGUGCAUUUCUGUUGUCGUUUUCGCCAGCCCAAUGAUAGUUUCUGAAUCUACUGACCUUGUUCAAAAUGGAUCAUGUGCCAUAUUUUGUUAGCUGACAUCUAAGUUUUAAGUAAAAUGAUCAUGGAAUUAAUCUGCAAAUGUAGAAGAAUAUAUUCAAAGUUAAAAUUCAGUGGCAGAACAGAUUAUUUUUAUCAGAGCUAUAAAGAAAACUGUUCUCUCCCCACCAUCACCACUCCUGCCCUACCCUUGGCCCAGAAACCAAAUGUGAAUUUUCUGUUUUCCGCCUCAGUACUCGUCCAAGCCAGGACACCAGACGACAAUUUCUUGGUUUUGUUGUCAGUAAUUGUACCAUGUGAUAAAUUACUGCCCUCACUUAGAACAAAGCCUGAGUCCAAGAAUAUUUAUAUUUUACCAAUAUAGGCCUGUUACAAGAGAAGGAAAUAUGAGUUAUUUAAGUUUAACUUUUUUAUGUGAAUUCAGAGUUUAUUUAUCGAUGGAAAUAUGUACAAAGAAGCUUCAAAUGGAAUAUUUACCGACAUUCCUUAUACAUGACAGACACUUGGCUAAAUGGAAAGAUGAAGUUAAUAAUAAAAUGAUUUUU